Messenger RNA from Varroa destructor (honeybee mite), 1232 nucleotides. RefSeq lists its product as uncharacterized. The record is from RefSeq and is a predicted model, not a curated record. Lineage: Eukaryota; Metazoa; Arthropoda; Arachnida; Mesostigmata; Varroidae.
AUAUGAUUGAGCAAAAAGCUCAAGUGGAAGCUAAACUUGAGGCUAAAGGUGUCGAAGCAGAGAGGGCCAUUGAAAUGUCGGAGCGUGAAGUUCGUGUGUAUUGUUCUCAGCGGUCGUUGGCGGCAAUUCAUGAACGUUUGGACGAACAAAAGACGUUAGUCGAGGAAGCUAAACAGAGGAAAGCCGCUGAAAAGAUUGCUACUGCCGAAAGCCAUCGCCCAGAAGCACAAGAAUCUUUGCCUGGACACUUACAGCAAGCGACCGAACGCAGUGACUAUCACAGACGCUCCGAUGCAACUAAUACCGAUUUAACUUAUUUGGAGGGAUACGAUAUGCCGCCCCCUACAGGAGAGUCUUACCAUAAUCGCCGACGUCAUAGUACUGAGCUGCAGGAGCGUGGUCGUACUGAGCGAGUUGAAAGUGAUGUGGAUCAUGACUGGAGGUCCAAUGAAUCAGCGCGCAUUGAUAACGAAAUCAGCGAUUACCAUUCUAGGGGUGCUCAUCAAUCUGGGUCCAUAGACCGUUUGCAUGCUUCACGUAGACAUCCAUCUAAUACGAGCCGUGAGACCUGCCAGAACGAAUAUCGUGACCAGAGAGAUCGGUGUACAACCUACAAAGAGUACCGAUUUCGUGAUUACAUCUUACACCCCGACGAUCUUCUAUCUGAACACUCAGCCUCGGGACGUUCGCCUGAAGAUUGGCGCGAUUUUCUUACGCAUACGAGUUCCAGACCAGGAAGUCCCGUCGAGAAAGAUCGGGAGAGCCCGUUGUCCGUUGCACGUGUGGACUUAGGAGAGCUUGAACCCUCAAACAUUUUCGGCAAUAGCAGAAACCUGGAUCAAGGCUUAUCGGCUGAAGAUCACAAUCGUUUAUUCUGAGUUGAUAUCGCAAAGUAGUUAUUAUCGCUGAUAGUUAAAAAUUAUUACCAUUCUCUGUUAAGAUUAUGGUUUAAUCCUCCAAUUUUAUCAAUAUAUCUACAUAUGUAUUUCACACAGACCGGUAGCAAUUGGCAAUUUUUCUGAGAAAAAAAUAUAGCCAAUCACACCAACGCAAAAAAAUUAAUCAAAUAGUUGCAAAAAUGAUUAGAAGGGUAACUAAAAGAAGCUUAUAAGGAUGGCUUCCAGCAAAAUUGCUAUUCAAAUUUCUUUUAUUUAACCAAUAGAAUUGAAUAAGCCUACAUGAACGAACAAAAACGGUCGUUGUCUAACUCGAUGUGGUUAUGUUAUUAAGGG